This is a messenger RNA of Staurois parvus, 309 nucleotides long. The record is from the annotation of a GenBank genome assembly. Lineage: Eukaryota; Metazoa; Chordata; Amphibia; Anura; Ranidae.
GGACUCCGGGCAGAGGCGCAUCGGGCUGGACUCCGGGCAGAGGCGCACCGGGCCGGACUCCGGGCAGAGGCGCAUCGGGCUGGACUCCGGGCAGAGGCGCAUCGGAUCACCAGGCGUGACAGCGGGCACUGGGUCAUCAGGCGUUGGAUCGUCUGGCUCGACAGCGGGCAUGGGGUCACCAGGCAUGACAGCGGGCACCGGGUCAUCAGGCAUGAUAGGAUCAUCAGGCUGGAUCAGCUGGGUACAGACAUCAGGCUGAAGUGCGGGUGCCGAGGCACCAGGCUGAACCACGGAAGGCAGGUUCUCAGA